Messenger RNA from Symbiodinium pilosum, 2625 nucleotides. NCBI's taxonomy places the organism in Eukaryota, Dinophyceae, Suessiales, Symbiodiniaceae. The record is from the annotation of a GenBank genome assembly.
AUGGCCGUGCCGCCCGACCUGUCCCGCGCGCACAGCCAGGCCGGGCCGAUCACCUGCCUGCUGCACGAGCUGCUCGGCGACCGGCUGACCGACGUCAUGCCGGCGCUCGGCACGCACAAGGCGAUGACCGACGCCGAGCUGGCCGACAUGUACCCCACGGUGCCCAAGGAAUUGAUCCGGGUGCACCGCUGGCGGGACGACAUCGUCACCCUGGGCGAGGUGCCGGCCGAGUACGUCGCGGAGCAGACCGAGGGCGCCUGGACCGAGGCCUGGCCCGCCCAGACCAACAAGCUGAUCGCCAACGGCGGGCACGACCUGAUCCUCUCGAUCGGCCAGGUGGUGCCGCACGAGGUGAUCGGCAUGGCCAACUACAACAAGAACAUCUUUGUCGGCGCCGGCGGCGUGCGGGGGAUCAACGAGAGCCACUACCUCAGCGCCGCCUACGGCAUGGAGCGGAUCAUGGGCCGCGCGGACAACCCGCUGCGGCGGAUCAUGAACCACGCCCAGGACCUGUUCUGCGGCGGGCUCCCGAUCGUCUACGUGAUGACCAUCGUCGGCGACGGCAAGAUCCGCGGCCUGUUCAUCGGCGACCACCACGACUGCUUCGAGCAGGCGGCCGAGCUGUCGCUGCAGGUGAACUUCGACAUCCUGGAUGAGGCGCCCAAGAAGGUGGUGGUGUCGCUCGACCCGCACGAGUUCCACAGCACCUGGCUCGGCAACAAAUCGAUCUACCGCACCCGCAUGGCGAUCGCCGACGGCGGCGAGCUGAUCGUGCUGGCGCCCGGCGUGCGGAUGUUCGGCGAGGACCCGGAGAUCGACCGCCUGAUCCGCAAGUAUGGCUACCGCCCGUCGGCCGAGAUCCAGCAGCUGGUCGCCGACAACGACGACCUGCGGGGCAACCUGUCCGCCGCCGCUCACCUGAUCCACGGCUCGCCCGAGAACCGCUUCAUGGUCACCUACUGCCCCGGUCACCUCAGCCGGGAGGAGAUCGAGGGCGUCGGCUACCAGUACGGCGACCUUGCCGAGAUGACCGAGCGCUACGCGCCCGAAAACCUGAAGCUCGGCUGGAACGAGGUGAACGGCGAACGCCUGUUCUACAUCCCGAACCCGGCGCUCGGCCUGUGGGCCCACAAGCUGUGGAUCUGUAUUGCUGUUGGGGUAGCGAUCUACUUCUCCCCGGUCCCGAACGGACUCACGCCGCCGGCCUGGCACAUCUUCGCCGUGUUUACGGCGACUAUUGUGAGCUUUCUGAUGCGGCCGCUGCCGAUGGGGCCCUGCGUGCUGAUCGGGCUGCUGGCGCUCUCAGCCACUGGGGACUUCUUUCACGCGUCUGCAGAAGGGCAGUCAGCCGGACCGGGCCAAGCGCUGGACAGCGCUGCGAUCAAGACCUCGCUCCACCAGGCCCUCUCCGGCUUCGCCGACACCACCACCUGGCUGGUCGUCGCGGCGUUUAUGAUCUCCGGGGCGAUGAUCCGCUCGGGGCUGGGCCGGCGGGUGGCGUUGUCGAUGGUCGUCCGGUUCGGCCGCACCACGCUGGGGCUGGGGUACGCGCUGGGCGCGGCGGAGCUGGUCCUCGCGCCGUUUGUCCCGUCCAACACGGCCCGCGGCGGCGGGGUGAUGGCGCCGAUCGUGAACUCGCUGUCGCACGUGCUCGGCUCACGGCCGGACCCGGACUCGCCGGACGAGGGGCCCAAACGGGCCGGAGAGUACCUGGUGCUGUGCGGCGCUCACGCCAACCUAGUCACGGCGGCCAUGUUCCUCACCGGCAUGGCGGCCAACCCGCUGGUCAAUAAGGCCGCCGCCGACGUGUUCGGCGAGGGCGUCGGGCUCUCGUGGCCGCAGUGGCUGCUGGGGGCGGCCGUACCCGGUCUGAUCAGCCUGGCGCUGCUGCCGCCGCUGCUCUACCUGCUUGCGACGCCGGAGGUGGGAUCGUCGGACGCCGCCCGGCAGAAGGCCCGAGCGGACCUGGUUGAGAUGGGCCCCUGGACGUCGCGGCAGAUUGUGAUGGGGGUGAUCCUGCUCUCGAUGCUGACGCUCUGGAUGACGGCGCCGCUGCAAAGCAAGGCCUUCGGGUUCUCAUUGCACACCACGCUGGUGGCGCUCUUGGGCGUGGCCGCCAUCGUGGUGCUGGGCGUCGACUCGUGGCGGGAAGUGACCUCCAACCCGGGCGCGUGGGACGCGUUGAUCUGGCUCGGCGGGCUGAUCAGUAUGGCCAACGCGCUCCGCGAGACGGGGUUCACCGCCUGGUUUGCCGAGUCGGUCGGCGCGCACGUCAGCGGCAUGCCGCCGCUGGCGUUGGCGGUAGCCCUGGCGGUGGUCUACUUCCUGUCGAUGUACGCGUUCAGCAUGCUGACGGGGCACAUUAUGGCGUUCGCUGGGGUGUUCUUCGCCACCGCUCUGGCCGCGGGCGCGCCGCCGCUGUUGAUGGUGGCGCUGAUCGCCUACUUCUCCAACCUGUGCGGCUGCACCACCAACUACUCGACGGGCCCGGUGGUGAUCUACUUCGGGCUGGGGUACGUGUCGGCCCCCAAGUGGUUCUGGGUCGGCUUUCUGGUGGGGGUGAUGCACCUAGUCGUCUGGCUCGGAGUCGGGCUCCCAUACUGGAAGCUGCUGGGCUGGUGGUGA